Molecule: messenger RNA, 4040 nt
Organism: Heterocephalus glaber (naked mole-rat)
Lineage: Eukaryota; Metazoa; Chordata; Mammalia; Rodentia; Bathyergidae
Gene: Sack1c
Product: scaffolding CK1 anchoring protein C
Biological process (GO): signal transduction
Molecular function (GO): protein kinase binding
Source: RefSeq, a predicted model, not a curated record
CAUGUCUUUUCUCUGGGUGUCCUGAGUCAUUCACCACCAUGGAGUGUGGGUGUGCGCAUCUCUGAGCAGGCUCAGCCCCUCUGAACUGUCUCCAGCCUCCAUUGGUCCCUAGAAGGUCAGGGUUGGAGACUUGCUAGGAGCCUGGUGGGAUGGGGUGGCACUGCUGGGAUGGGGAGGGGAGGGAGACAGCAGUGUGCACUAAAGGCCUGGCACUGAGGCUUCCCAGGCAGGCGAGUCCCAACACAGGCAGACAGGUGGGGCUGACCUGACAGGUUCCAGAGGCCAGGGGCAAUGGGGCGGAGCAUAGCUCUGACUUAGGGUGGCGACAAGUUGGGGGCCCUGCCUCACACUGGGAGGGCCAGCGAGAGACAGUGUAGCUAGUAUCUUCUUCCUGCUGCAGCCAACUCAGGUGCAGGCAAUGGAGCCUGCCUGCCGGUGAGACAACCAAGUGGCCAGGCAUAUUCGGAGGCCUAGGGCCUGAAGGAACCCAGGGAAUGGCAGGGCCCCUGCGGGGCCGGGUGGAGGAACUGAAGCGGUCCUGGUGGCGGGAGAGCUCACCCCUAGUGCUGCAGCACAGCGAGGCGGCUAGGCUGGCAACCGAUGCCCUCCUGGAACGGGGUGAGGCUGCCUACCUGCAGGUCAUCUCUGAGGAGCAUGAGCUGCCCUUCCUGAGUGCCCUGGAUGUGGACUACAUGACCAGCCAUGUGCGUGCGGGUCCUGAGCUCAGUGAGCCCCAGGGCCUAGAGGCCUCAGGGCCUGACCGCCUCAGCCUGCUCUCUGAAGUCACCUCAGGCAGCUACUUCCCCAUGGCCUCUGAUGUAGACCCUCCAGACCUGGACCUGGGCUGGCCUGAGGUUCCACAGGCCACGGGCUUCAGCCCCACCCAGGCCGUGGCCCACUUCCAGAGGGACAAGGCCAAGAACAUCAAGGACUUGCUUCGUUUCCUCUUCAGCCAAGCUCGAAAGGUGGUGGCUGUGGUGAUGGAUGUAUUCACUGACAUGGAGCUUCUGUGUGACCUCAUGGAGACCUCAAGCAGGCGUGCUGUCCCUGUCUACCUGCUCCUGGCAGAGGAGCACCUGAGGCACUUCCUGGAGAUGUGCUACAAGAUGGACCUCAAUGGGGGUCACCUACCGAACAUGCGUGUGCGGAGCACAUGUGGGGACACAUACUGCAGCAAGGCAGGUCGCCGCUUCACUGGGCAGGCUCUGGAGAAGUUCAUCAUCAUCGACUGUGAGCAGGUGGUCGCAGGCAGCUACAGCUUCACUUGGCUUUGCAGCCAGGCCCACACCAGCAUGGUGCUGCAGCUGAGGGGCCGCAUCGUGGAAGACUUUGAUCGGGAGUUCCGCUGUCUGUAUGCUGAGUCACAGCCUGUGGAAGGCUUUUGUGGCACUGAGGAUUCACUGUCUCCCCGGGUACCACGUCCUCCCCCGGUGGGCCUGGCCUUUGGGCCUGGCAUCCCAAGCCCUGAAUGCUCCUCACCCUCUAGCACCAGUCUCUGCAGCAUCAAACGCUCACCUCUCACGGGCCGCUCUUCCUACCUUGCUCUACCAGGAGGUGGUGGCUGUAGUGACACGGCUAUAGGGUCCUCACCCCCAGGCCCUGCCCAUCGAGAAGGUGGUGGCCAGCCUUCCCUGCAUCGACAGCUGUCAGACCCUAACCAUAGCUCCCCUCACGGGCCCUACAGGGCCAACCUGGGCAAGCUGGGAGCAUUCCCAUGGUCCCAGUCCUCCCCUGCCCUCAACCACAAUAGCCCCAGUCCUUUGACCCAGGCAGUGGGGUCACCUCUGCUCCCCCACCCCCGCCCUCUCCUCCACUUUCCCAGGGGAUUCCCAGUUCUGUCCCGGCUCCCAGAGAAUGGGCUUCCAGGAAGCCAGAAGCUCAGUCCCCCAAGAAGUCGCCAGAUACUUGGCACAGCCUUGGAGAUGACAGAGGAGAAGAAGGCAUCUCUGAGUCAGAGCCAUGGCCAGCUGGACCUUCUAGUCCCAUUCCCUAGAGCCCGAGAGGGAGGUCCUGACCCUGGGGUUACCCCCAAUUCAGGUGCCCAUCAGCCAAAUGAGCAAGCCCCAGAAGAAAGGAGGCUGUCCUUGAGCCAGAGCUAUAGCCAGCUGGACCUCCUGCCCCAGACCCAGGAUGCUGGAGUUACCCCUGAGUCAGAUGCCCUCAGACAUGGUGAUGUAGCCCCAGGACAGGAGGACAGAUGGCUGUCCCCAAACCACCACCAUGCCCAGCUGGACCUCCUGGUACAGGACCCCAAGGGUAAGAGCUCCAGAGUGCCUGCUGAAGCCAACUGCCCAGCCAGGCCUGGCAAGCAGGGUCUAGAUGAGCGAAGACAGAUGCUGGGCCAUAGCCAGCUGGACCUCAUCACCAAGUUUGGCCCAUUCGGGAAUGAGGGGCCUGGGCCCACUGGUCUCCCAGGACCAAGCACUGCUCGAAUGGCUGGAGGAGGCCCUGGGGACGAGAAACAGCUGACUCUGGGCCACAGCAAGCUGGACCUCAUCACCAAGUACCAUCAGCUGCAGGGGGCCAGGCAAGAACCUGAGCCUGUCCUUCCUAGGGGCCCCACUGGUGGCCAUCAGAAUGGUAACAAUGAUCUGUCUGAGAAUGAAAAACGGCUGACUCUGGGUCACAGCAAACUGGACCUCAUCACUAAGUACAACAAAUCUAAGUUCAAGCUUCUCCGAAGUCGCUUUGAAUCCUAGUCCUGCUUCCUCCAUCCCGUGACUCUGCUAGCUCAGUUUGUGGACCCUGGGGUGGGAGUGUAAAAAUGGGGCUGCACAGUGAGGGUAGACAUCUAGAAGUCCAGGUCAGAUACUCCCUGGACUCAUACACAGAUACACACACACACACACACACACACACGAGUAAAGGGAAAUCAGUUAUUGAGUGCCUACUGUACCUCUCUAUGCUGGGCACUUCAGACUAAUUACUCUUCUCAUCUAUCAUACUCACAACAUCCUAAAAGAUGGACUCCCUGUUGGUACAUAGUUAUAGGAUGACAGGUAAUAGCCUCCUUUUAUUUAAAAAAAAAAUUUUUUUUUUUGUACCAGGGAUCAAACUCGGGUCCUUGCAGUUGCGCAGUAGGUGGUGAAACCACUGAGCUAAACCCCCAGCCCUCCUCCUUUUAUAUAAAUGUGGGAGCUGAGGCCCAGGGAGUUGGAUGACUUAAUUGGAGGUGGGUCAAAAUAAACGGAGUAAAAACGUCUGCCAGACCUGUGUCCACCGGUUCUGAAGACUGUAAUUUUUGCACACAUGGCAUAUGAUAUCUACAGUUCAUGCGUCUCCUUCACACAAAAUGCAACACCACAGAGAUCCCCAAAUGCCCAUGAACAGCAUAUUAACACAGUAGGGUAAACACUCAUAAACUGCACACACAUAGAUACAUACAGUAAAUACACAAAGGUCACUGUGAUAAACCCAAACACUUGAUACUUAGUUGAGGUUAUGCAACAAACAUCAGCUGGAAAAAUGAUUACACAAAAUACAUGCAUUCAGUUACACUACAGAUCCCCUCAGUAUCCACAAACUGCAAAUACGAACAUGACUCAAAACACACACACACACACACACCAAUUACUUUCUGCUUAUACUUGAGCUGUGUUGCCAGUCUUAUACUGUACAUGCUCUAGGGUUGAUAGAUAAAUCAGACCCAGACACUGGAGGAUGUGGGUUAAACGUGUAUUCAACAGUGAAACAAGAUAUGGACGUGUCAAAUGAAAAUCUAACCAGAGGGUGAUAAAGUCAUUGAGCUGGUAAAGUGGUCAGGAAAGCUUCUUAGAAAAGUAAGGCCUUAAAGGAUGGAAAGGUUUCAGAAACAUGGGGGAGAGAAAAGAAAUUCUUGGUAGAGUAAGUCAUAUGAAUGAAAGGAAGACCAUAAAGGAAUAAGUGGGUCUGAGGACAAGUAGAGCAUGUGGAUAGCCAGACCCACACACACAUACAUCUUGCUGAGUGUCUGUUACAGCACAGUCUGUAACAAAAUGUGUGCCUCUUUCCUAGGCUCAUCUCCUGUCUGGGACAGAGUAUGUGAUACAAAUGAAUAAAGG